AUGAAAUUUGAAGAUCUCUUGCUGGAAACCGGUGGCUUUGGCAGAUUCCAGAUCUUGAUUUUGUUUCUCCUCUGCUUCCCAAGAAUCAACCUUCCCAUGCAUUUCCUGCUGCACAACUUUCUUGCUGCUACCCCCUCUCAUCACUGUGCAAUUCCACACCAGGAGGCAUUUGUGAACCUCACCACAGAGGAGCUUCUACUCAUCAGCGUCCCCCGGGAGCCUGAUGGCACCUUCAGGUCCUGUGAGAUGUUCUCGCAGCCUCAGUUUUACCUGCUACUGCUCAAUUCCUCUCUACAACCAGAAAAUGACUCUCUCAUUGAGGACUGCAAGCAUGGAUGGGUCUAUGACCACUCGCAGUUUACCUCCACCACAGCCACCCAGUGGGACCUGGUGUGUGAGCAGCGUGGACUGAAUCAAGCAACUGCAACCUUCUUCUUCAUUGGUGUUACAGUGGGGGCUGUGAUCUUCGGAUACCUUUCAGACAGGUACGGCCGGAAAGCUAUGCUCCUGGUGUCGCUGGUGUGCUCGGGCAUGUUUGGGAUGCUAAGUGCCGCCUCCACCUCCUAUAGCAUGCUGGCUAUCACACGGACCCUCACUGGUGUGGCCCUGAGCGGCAUCUCCCUUAUCAUAUUGCCUUUGGGGAUGGAGUGGGUGGACGUGCAGCAUCGCACCCUCUCUGGGAUCCUGACUAGCAUCUUCUGGAGCAUCGGGAACAUGCUGCUGGCCAUGGUAGCAUACUUGGUGCGGGACUGGCGCUGGCUACUAGUUGCUGUAACUGGACCUUGUUUCCCGAGCAUCAUCUGCCUGUGGUGGGUCCCAGAGUCUGCCCGGUGGCUCAUAGCCAAUGGCAAAGUGAAACAAGCUCACAGGCAUCUGCUUAGGUGCGCAAGAAUGAACGGAAGGAAAGACUUUGCUGUCUCACCAGAGGCCCUCAGAAGGAUGACAACAGAGAAAAAGUCAGGAGAGAAUUACUCCUACAUCAGCCUGUUCAGGACACCAGUCCUACGGAAGAUCUCUCUCUGUUCUGGCGCUGUGUGGUUUGGUGUUGCCUUCUCUUAUUAUGGCAUGAGCCUGAACCUAACUGGUUUUGGGCUCAAUAUGUAUCUCUCCCAAUUUGUUUUUGGCAUCAUUGAGAUUCCAGCUAAGCUGAUCAUGUACGUGCUAGUGAAUCGAGUUGGACGACGGCAGAGUCAGGCAUGGACACUCAUACUGGCCGGAUUGUGCAUAGGAGCCAACGUCAUCAUUCCCAAGUCUUUCACCUCCAUGCGCUCUGUAGUAGCCAUUAUGGGCAAAGGUUUCUCAGAAUCUGCAUUCACUACUGUCUUCUUGUACACCUCUGAGCUCUACCCCACCAUACUGAGGCAGAAUGGGAUGGGAUACACCUCCUUCGUAGCACGCAUCGGAGGAGCUCUGGCCCCACUCGUGUUUUUGCUGGACGACGUGUGGCGGUCUCUGCCUGAGGUGACAUACUGUGGUGUCGCGGUGUGCUGUGGCUCCGUGGCCUUCCUGCUCCCAGAGACACUGAACGUGCACCUGCCUGAGGGCAUCGAGGACGUCGAGAAGACACAAGUGAGAGGGCCACUACAAAUCGGUGCUCCUGAGGGUGUGCCAUUACAGUCUCGUCUGAAGUGA
Messenger RNA from Struthio camelus australis, 1632 nucleotides. It is a transcript of the gene SLC22A7, whose product is annotated as solute carrier family 22 member 7. Gene Ontology annotation, molecular function: transmembrane transporter activity. Lineage: Eukaryota; Metazoa; Chordata; Aves; Struthioniformes; Struthionidae. Gene Ontology annotation, biological process: transmembrane transport. Gene Ontology annotation, cellular component: membrane. The record is from RefSeq and is a predicted model, not a curated record.